CCUCAGCCUUCAACUUCCUCUCUCGCUUUUAUCUUCUCCAAAGCGCUUGUGAUUCCUUUUGAAUAAAGAAGAGAAAGAAGUACUCUUUGGUCUUCUUUCUCUUAUAUAUAAAUUACCCAUUCUCUUAACAUAUUUAACUAAAACCCUAAUUUUUCUUCCUCAAAUACUUUAACAUGGGUGGUUGUGCUAGUAAGCCAAAGACAGGCAUUGAGAAAGAAGUCACCCCUUUGCCUGUGGAAGAGUCAAAGAAGGAGGUCGUACCCAAGGAAGCCAAGGUCGAAAAUGGAGAAAAAGAAAGCGAUGAUCAAGUUGAUGAGAAGAAGGUUGAUGUGAGCGAAAAGAAGGUUGAGGAGGAUACCCAGCCGCUCUCUCUUGGAUGUUUGCUCAUUCAGGACAAAAAAGAAGUAGAAAUUCCAACUGAAACAAAAAAAGAAGAACCCAAAGAAGAAGUAAAGGUUGAGGCAGCGAAACCAAUAGAAGCAGCACCGGAAGCUACCCCCAUCGUUGCACUGACGACAGCUGAACCCCAAAAAGCAACCGCCGUUGUAGAAGCAGCUGAACCCCAAAAAGCCACCGCCGUUGUAGCAGCAGCUGAACCCCCAAAAGCCACCGCCGUUGUAGCAGCAGCUGAACCCCCCAAAACCACCGCCGUUGUAGCAGCAGUUGAACCUCCAAAAGCCACCGCCAUUGUAGCAGCAGUUGAACCCCCAAAAGCCACCGCCGCUGUAGCAGCAGUUGAACCCCCAAAAGCCACUGCCGUUGUAGCAGCAGCUGAACCCCCAAAAGCCGCCGCCGUUAUACAAGCAGCGGAACCACAAAAAGCCACCGCGGUUGUACCCGCAGCUGAACCUCAGAAAGCCACCGCCGUUGUAGAAAUAGCUGAACCCCAAAAAGCCACCGCCGUUGUAGCAGCAGCUGAACCCCAGAAAGCCACCGCCGUUAUAACAGCAGCUGAACCCCAGAAAGCCACCGCCGUUGUAGCAGCAGCUGAACCACAAAAAGCCGCCGUGGAGGCAGCAACAGAGCCGAAAAAAGCCACCGACGGAGAGAAAACCGGCGUGGAGGUACAAUCAUCGGCGGAAAAGAAAACAACGGUUGAUGAGGCAGCAUCUCCGGCAGUGACAACAAAAAAGCAAUGAUUGUUAAAUUGAGGGAAACUAGAGAGAGACAGAAGAUUUAAAGAAAAAGAACAAAAUGGAUUUCGUUGUAUUUGGAACAAAAUAUUUAAUUUCUUUACCAAUAUUCAUUAAGAAAAUUGCUCAUAAUUAAUUUGGUUCUUCUUUCAUUGAUAAUGUAUAAUAGAACUUGAAAAUAAUGAAAAAAAAAAAAGUCUUGUUUGAGGUUGUUCCAUUUA
Messenger RNA from Cucumis melo (muskmelon), 1354 nucleotides. RefSeq lists its product as uncharacterized. The coding region runs from base 174 to 1139 and encodes 321 amino acids. The transcript is spliced from 2 exons. Lineage: Eukaryota; Viridiplantae; Streptophyta; Magnoliopsida; Cucurbitales; Cucurbitaceae. The record is from RefSeq and is a predicted model, not a curated record.